AUGUACUUACAUCUAAAAGUUCACCAACAGUUCAACUUUGUACACGUCCGCCCGGUGAGCCGCAGCAUCCUCUCUGCUGGACCACCGCCCCUUUUCGUCGUCGUCAUCAUCAUCAGGUGUGUUGCAGGUGACCUCAGUGGGGGAGAUCUUGGUCUGGGGGCGAUACCAGGAAGAGAGGCAGAGUUUAAAGAAGGUUUGGCUCAGGCCAUCAAGUUGGCAAAAGCGUUGGACUGCAAAAGGAUCCACCUGAUGGCCGGCAAGAUUCCCAAGGGGGCGCAGAGAGGCGAUGUCGCCAAGGAGAUGGAGGCCAUCUUUGUCCAGAACCUCACCUACGCCGCUGAGCUCCUCUCCAAGGACGGAAUUGUAGGCUUGAUCGAGCCCAUCAACACGCGGCUGACUGAGCCUAGGUAUUUCCUGGAUUCGCCCCAUCAAGCCGCCGCCAUCCUGCAAAAGGUCGGAAAGGCGAAUAUCCAACUGCAAAUGGAUGUUUUUCAUUGGCAAAUCAUGGAUGGAAACCUGACACAUAACAUGCACAAGUAUUUGCCACUGAUCGGUCAUGUUCAGGUGGCUCAGGUUCCGGGCAGGAAUGAACCGGACAGCGCUGGAGAGCUCAACUACAACUACAUCUUCACCACGCUGGAGGAGCUGGGCUACCAGGGCUAUGUGGGCUGCGAGUACAAGCCACGAGGAAGCACACAGGAGGGUUUGGGUUGGCUAAAGGAUUUCUGGAACAACAGGAAGUGAUGUCACAGAAUUCUUAACAAUAAUGAAUGAAAAACAACAAUACUAUACAAAAGCCAAUGUCAUAGUUUUUUUUGGAAAGAACCAAAAAGUUUAAUUUGUGUGAUUUUAUUUUGUGUAUAAAGUAUCCUGUAUAUACACGCUAUGUAGGACAGUGCUUCUAUCUUACAGUGUUCAUUUCUGCACCUGUCACAUGAUAACUCUCCAGUGUUUGACAUCCGAAUGUGAGCCUCAAACAAAAGUGACUGUUGUCCUUAAGUUCGUUUGCCUCCCUGCGCUUCAUCAAUCACGUGGCAAAGUUGGAGUUAAAAGUCCAUUUGAUAAAACUUUAAAAAAAAAAAAAAAAAAGGCACUUGAGGUCACAUGAUGCAUGCAGUAGGCUUGACAAGCAUGGACUGAAAUCUGAGACCAAAUACUGAUGUGGUAUCUCACAAGGCACCAGCAAAGUGUUCCAUUUCAUCACAGUCUGUCAGUCCAAAGUGUGGAGUCCAAAGCUGCAAAGCUUUUUACACCUCAUCAGUCACUCCGCAGCUGGAUGAAGCUUUUCUCAUCUACUGACGCUCGCCACACUCGCAGCUCAAAGU
Messenger RNA from Dunckerocampus dactyliophorus (ringed pipefish), 1325 nucleotides. It is a transcript of the gene hyi, whose product is annotated as hydroxypyruvate isomerase. NCBI's taxonomy places the organism in Eukaryota, Metazoa, Chordata, Actinopteri, Syngnathiformes, Syngnathidae. Gene Ontology annotation, molecular function: hydroxypyruvate isomerase activity. The record is from RefSeq and is a predicted model, not a curated record. The coding region runs from base 1 to 744 and encodes 247 amino acids. Gene Ontology annotation, biological process: glyoxylate metabolic process. The transcript is spliced from 8 exons.